This is a messenger RNA of Drosophila teissieri, 2549 nucleotides long. Its product is annotated as synaptic vesicle glycoprotein 2B. Gene Ontology annotation, molecular function: transmembrane transporter activity. Bases 36 to 1712 code for a protein of 558 amino acids. The transcript has 8 exons. The record is from RefSeq and is a predicted model, not a curated record. Gene Ontology annotation, biological process: transmembrane transport. Lineage: Eukaryota; Metazoa; Arthropoda; Insecta; Diptera; Drosophilidae.
UUCAGUCAGCAGAGGCGACCCAAACAAUACGCACGAUGAGUGAGCCCCGAGAAUCCGGCGAUCCCACGCCCCAUCCCAAGCAGAAAGAUCCUCCCCAGAAAGAGGCGGUGGCAGCGGCUGCAGCUGAUUUCGAGACAGCCAUCGAUGCAGCUGGCUUCGGAAUGUUCAACAUCCUCCUGCUGGUGGCCGCCGUUCCAGCGGCCAUGGGCACCGUCUACGAGACCUCCACGAUGUCCUACAUCCUGCCCAGCGCCGAGUGCGACCUCAAGCUGAGUCUGCUGGACAAGGGCAUCCUGAACGCCAUCACCUACGCGGGCAUGAUCAGCUCGGCGGUGAUGUGGGGCUACCUGGCCGACACCAAGGGCAGGAAGAAUCUGCUGAUUGUGGGCUAUGCCGCCGACACGAUUUGCGUGCUGGGAGGAGCCCUCAGCCAGAAUAGGAUCCAGUUGAUUAUCUUCAAGUACCUCGGUGGCUUCUGCAUGAGUGGCCCCUUCGCCGUCCUUAUGACCUAUCUGACGGAACUCCAUGGACGGAAGCACCGGCAGCGCAUCAUGAUGAUGGUGGGCAUCAUGUUCUCCAUUGCAACGCUCACGCUACCGGGCUUGGCCAUGCUGAUUUUGCCCGAGACGUGGAACGUCCGUAUCUGGAGUUUGUCACUGACCACCUGGCAGUUCUUCGUGGCCAUCACCGCACUGCCCAGUCUGCUGAGCUUCGUGCUCUUCUUUUUCUUCCCGGAGAGUCCCAAGUUCCUCAUGUCCAAGGGGCGCAAUCAGGAAGCCCUGGAAGCCUUCAAGUUCAUGUAUCACCUGAACUCGCGAAAACCCAAGGACUCGUUCCCAAUCAAAGUGCUGGCCAACGAAGUAAUCGUUCCGGUGAAAAAGCACGCCAAGAAGGAAGCUCCUCCGACGGAGGAAAAGCCUCCGACUGAGUGCGACGUCGUUCAGGAUCCGGAGAGUCAGGACGCCAAGAAGAGCUCUCUGCGCUCGGGUUUCACCCAGCUUCGUCCGCUUUUCACCAAACCCUACCUAAGUCUGUCCCUGUGGGUCUACCUCCUGAACUUUUGCGUGCUCUUGGGACAAAACACCAUGCGACUGUGGCUCCCACAACUGUUUGCAUCCAUCAACGAGUACGAGAACUUGAUGAGCGGCCAAUCGCAGUCGACGAGCAUCUGCAACAUCCUGGAGUACAGCGUUAAUCGCACCCAAAGCCAGCUGGAGGCAGUUACUCGGAAUGAUCCCCUGGUCGAGUGCCAUGUGAACAUAACACCCUCCACCUACACCAACAAUCUGAUUGUGGCCGCUGCUGGUCUUGUGGCAUAUAUGCUGGCUGGGUUCCUGGUCAACUUAGUUGGCGUCAAGCGAAUAAUGACCAGUGGCCUCUUCAUAGCGGCCUGCUGCUCCAUUGGCAUGUACUGGUCCAGCUCGGCAGUGUCCACAGUCGCACUGGCUUCGCUUUUCGUGACCAUGGGCAGCAUAUCGGCCACCUCGGUGAUCAGCGCCUCAGUGAACCUCUUUCCCACGUCGCUCAGGACGAUGAUUGUCUCGCUGGAAAUGAUGUUCGGCCGCCUGGGUUCGCUGCUGGGCAACAUCUUCUUCCCGGCUCUGAUGGGCCUGGGCUGUGUGCCACCCUUCCUCAUGAUCAGUUUGUUCAUGCUGGCUGGGUGCAUUAUGGCCAUGUUCCUGCCGCUGAAGAACAAGGCCGCUCUCAAGUGAGCUCCUUCGGACUGGACCGCCAGAGGACUCGAACUCGGCUCCGUUCCACCGCUGUACAUAGUGUAUUUAACUUAUUUCCUAGCUUAGUUCGUUGCCUCCACGCUGCUUACCCUCCUGCGAGAGCUACAAUAUUCACGGCAACAGAAACCCUAGUUCUCAACUCCAUUAAAUCAAUGCAAUCUGCAGGGGUUUUUAAGUUGACUUUCGUUUCCAGCCAUUUUCUAUUUCUAUUUCCAUUUCCCUAUUUUUUUUUUUUUUUGUAUUUGUUUUUUCUUGUUUGGUUUGCCUUGCGCUUCGCCUUUGGUUUAAUUAAAAGUUAAUUUAUUUUAGAUUGCAAGCUCCUAGGUUUAAGCAAUUUGUAUGCAAUUUCGUUUCACUUGUCAAUUACACGAAUUCCUCUCCAUCGAUUUCCAUAAACCGCUGUCACUUAUCAAUGCAUCCUUGAGCCGGGACGAGGACCUCUCUUUUCCGUUCCGAUGUCCUGCCACUGGCGUCAAAAGUGACUGCCCAAGAAGCCAAGCAAGCGAUGCAGAUGGGAAUCUGAGGAAUUGGCAGUCGGGACUUGCCACGUUGGCCAGUAUAACAUUGUGCCACACUCCAGCAGCCAGAAGUUGCCAGCCAAAUUGAGUUGCGCCCAAGGACUCGAAAGUGCGGAGGAGUGUGGCUGGAGUACUCGCACUUGCUCGAAGGCGAUGAAGCCUCCGCUGGCAUGCAAGCCCAUACAUUGUUAUUAAUUAAAAUCAUUACAAUCACAAAACAAAUCAUUGCCAUCGCACAUUCCUAUCUCAGCACUCAGCACUCAAAGAACUUGGCACUUUAACGGAAAUAAUGGACAUG